AGUAGCCGUAAAGCUCGUGAAGUAAUGCAGCUUAAUCAGCCCCCCAAAAACUGUAGAGAAGCUUUCACUGCUGAGGGGGAUCAAGUAUUUGAGAGACGGUAUUAUUCUUCUGAUUACCACAGACCCAACUUCCUCAGCAAAGAUGUCGAAGCAGAAGUAAGUCACUUGGAAAAAGAAAUUGAAAACAAAAAGACACAGUUGGCAGCAUCUCAGCAACGUUUAUAUUCCAUUGAAAAUGAGAUUAGGCAGAAUGAAGAUCAACUUUAUGGUCAUCGACGACUACAAAAAGAAUUGCAGAUAAAAAUAAGAACAACAAAUGCAGAAAUAGCAGAUCUUGAAAACAUCGAAGAACACCAGUCAGUGGACAUCCGUAUAUUAGAAGAUGAAGCUGAAGAAAAUAAGGGUAAAAUGGAAUCUGUAAAAAAAGACAAGGAGCAACAAAGCAGAAGAAUGGAAGAAUUGAAAAAUAGUCUCCAGGUAGCUGAAAAAAAAUUUGAAGAAAUGAAAGAAAAAAUGCAGCAAGUAGAAGAAAUUGCAGGUCCAAUUAAGGAUGAAUUAAACCAAGCUGACUCGGAAGUGGAGAACAGAAAACGCCGUUUGCAGCACUAUGAAGCCAAACAGAAAGAACACCUGGCUUGCGUAAAAAGACUUAAAGACUUACUAGCUGCCAAAGAAAAAGAAUUGGAGGAAAAAACGGCACAAGCUCGGCAAAUCCACCCGGAGCGCAUAGAGGUCAGCAGAACUGUGAAGAGUCUUGAUGCAGAAAUGAAUCGCUUGAGAGAGAGGAUAAAUUCAGAAAACGAUCGCCAUGGAAACAGAGAAGAAAUAAUACAGCAAUUUCAUGAUGCAAAGGAAAGAUAUGAGGAUGCAAACAGUAAGGUAAAGCAUUUAAAGAAAUUUAUUAGGCUGCUGGAAGAAAUAAUGACACAGAGAUUCAAAAUAUACUGGCAAUUUUUAAGGCUCCUUUCUUUACGAUGCAAACUCUCCUUUGACAAUUUAUUACGUACUCAAGCUUACUCUGGAAAAAUACUUUUUGAUCACAAGAAUGAGACACUUUCAAUAACAGUUCAGCCUCGAGAGGAGGACAGAGCUGCCCUUAAUGACGUGAGAUCCUUAUCGGGAGGCGAACGUUCCUUCUCAACAGUUUGUUUCGUUCUUUCUCUGUGGUCCAUUACGGAAUCUCCUUUCAGAUGCUUGGAUGAAUUUGAUGUCUACAUGGACAGGGUUAACAGAAGAAUUGCAAUGGAUAUGAUUCUUAAGGAGGCUGACUCUCAGCAUCAUCGACAGUUCAUUUUGCUCACCCCACAAAGCACGAGUUCUCUGCCUAUGAGUUCCCGUAUUCGAAUCCUCCGAAUGCAAGACCCUGAAAGAGGCCAAAGAACAUUGAAUUUCCAAAAUAGGAAUGACAAAGAGGAAGAUCAAUAA
Apaloderma vittatum (bar-tailed trogon) is the source of this 1425-nucleotide messenger RNA. RefSeq names its product structural maintenance of chromosomes protein 6-like. Gene Ontology annotation, cellular component: Smc5-Smc6 complex; site of double-strand break; nucleus. The transcript is spliced from 11 exons. The record is from RefSeq and is a predicted model, not a curated record. The annotation marks the transcript as partial. Gene Ontology annotation, biological process: double-strand break repair via homologous recombination. NCBI's taxonomy places the organism in Eukaryota, Metazoa, Chordata, Aves, Trogoniformes, Trogonidae. Gene Ontology annotation, molecular function: damaged DNA binding; single-stranded DNA binding.